CCAACUUUGUAAAGCAUGUAACAACAGAUAGGCCUAUCAGUGGGACACUCAGGCCUGCAUCAUUUGGUACCAUAACAGGUCACUCAAAGAGGUGUGAGAUACAUCAACGAAAACUUUUUUUCAGUAGCUUUUAUGUUGUCAUGGCCCGGGGUAAACAAAGUCGUGGACGCAGUUGGACUGUGACGGCGAGCACAGACGCAACAAUUGCAGAAUAGGCCUGCUGAGUACAAAUCGAAAUUCUUACCACUCGGCACGGACAGCGUUUACCGCAAAACAACUCUCUCUAAGUUCUUCCCUUGUGUCGACUAGAUAUCACUCAAUAUAUAAAAACACUUAUAAUAUCACCCGCAGAGUUUUAAGUCAUGUUACGACGUAGCGCCCGCCUGGUGACAGGUGGGUCCUACCAGCAGUCUGAUGACUCUGACAGCAGCUCCACCAGCCUCUCCUGUAGACAAAGCCCUGUCCACAAGGCAAUCAAUAAAAGGAGGAAUAGGACCUUCUCUGACUCUUUAAGCACCAGCUCAUCCUAUGCUGGCCUCUCCCACUCCGCUAACGAGCCAAUCUCGAAUGGACAGCAGUGCAGAGGUAUGGCUGGGGCGCUGAGAGCAGCCUCUGGUGGACCCUGCGCCCCUGUGUUCGUCCAGACCCCUGCCUCAGCCAGGACCCCUCACUGCCUCUCCAGCUCAUCUGGUCCCAGCAGCAGCUCCACCUCCAGCAGCAGCCUCUUUAUGAGCGUACCUGCACCAUGCCGCACGCGGUGUUCGGUUGGUGCUGCUGUCAACAAAGCUGUUCUGGACCUCCUUUUUAUCUCCUUAUUCACUAUCGGAUUGUGGUACAUGUACCCAGUACUGACUUACGUGUUUACUCUGCCUCUGAAGAUUACGGAUAGAACCAUCUCUACAAAUCUCCCUGUUACUGAUUCCACUCUAGAAAACCAACUCACCAACAUUCUGACACAAAUGGAACUCCUGCAACAAAAAGCUUUUGAGAGAGACCUUGAACUUCAGAAGGUGCAAUACCUUUCAGAGUGGCUGCAGACUGAUGUGAAGGAUAUCCAAAUUAGACUUGAGAAGCUGGACACAGACCUGAGUCGACAGAUGUCAGACAUCCAUUCCAUUACCACAACACUACGACAGAGGAUGGAGGAACGGGAGAUCAACACUGUCAAGCUCCAGCAGGCCCAAAUGUCCUUGACUCCCCCAGGCCCGGCCUCUUCCCCCUCCAGCAGCAUCACCCCUGAACUGGAGAAAGAGCUGGACAAGUGGCUCUGCAGAAAAAACAACCAGUAUCGUGACAUACAGCCCAAUUGGCAGGAUUGUGUUCGAUCACAGGCCGACAAACGGGCUGACUUUGCCAUUGAGUCCCAAGGUGCCAGUGUCUUACAGGCCUCUGAGACCUACCAGAAACGUUCCACAUGUUUGAAGUUUUUUGGCAUUCCUCUGUUUUAUCCAUCGGAGUCACCUCGGACAGUCCUUCAGGGUAACCAUGUGAUGAAGCCUGGACGCUGCUGGCCCAUGCCAGGGUCUCAGGGCUUUUUGGCAAUCUCCCUGUCUCACCCAAUCGCAAUUAGCCACGUCACUCUUGACCACCUCCCUCGCUACAACCACCCGACCGGCGAGAUCCACAGCGCCCCCAAGGACUUCCUGGUCUACGGCACGUCUGUUGAAGGUGGAGAAAAGACUCUUCUAGGAACUUUCACGUACGACAAGGAUGGAGACUCCAGCCAGACCUUCCAGAUUCCUAGCGCUGACGAUACCGUGUAUCAUUCUGUGGAGCUGCGUGUCCUCAGUAACUGGGGCAACCAGGAGUACACCUGCCUGUACCGCUUCCGUGUACAUGGUCAGACCCCCCGCAGCUCCUGAGCCCCCCUGCCUGCCACGCCCCAUCA
Molecule: messenger RNA, 1888 nt
Organism: Osmerus eperlanus (European smelt)
Lineage: Eukaryota; Metazoa; Chordata; Actinopteri; Osmeriformes; Osmeridae
Exons: 17
Coding region: 363-1862 (499 amino acids)
Cellular component (GO): meiotic nuclear membrane microtubule tethering complex; nuclear envelope
Molecular function (GO): protein-membrane adaptor activity
Source: RefSeq, a predicted model, not a curated record